This is a messenger RNA of Gasterosteus aculeatus aculeatus (three-spined stickleback), 5789 nucleotides long. The record is from RefSeq and is a predicted model, not a curated record. Lineage: Eukaryota; Metazoa; Chordata; Actinopteri; Perciformes; Gasterosteidae.
GAAGCCGGCAUCCACUGACCCGUGAAAACUCAUUCAUCACCAAGUGUAGCCUCAUCAAGCUAGCAGUUAGCCUCACGCACUAACCACCGGCACGGCUAUGAACUCAUCGGCCGGUGGCAACGUCAGUCCAAUAGCCGUCAUCUAGUUAUCCAUAUUACCAGCGUUUCUAAAUCGAACCAGACGUUCCUUCCUUUGGGGCUUUCGGGAACUAACGUUAGCGCGUGACGUUUUCGGGAGAUCCGCGGGGGUCACACGAGCGGUGCGCUGUCAACAGUAAUGUCCGAGAAAGCGGCCCCUCGUUUGUUGAUACUACAGCACCGGUAAGGAUAAUACCGGCGUGCUCGGGAAUCGACCGUCAGCAGUCCGGUGUUUUUAGUUGCGUAAGGUGUCUGCUUCGCGGCGCGGUUGUAAAAACAUGGCCGAUCAGGUAGCGCCGAGGGGAUUGACUGCAAUGCAGUUCGACCUUAUAACUUAACGUCAGCGUGGCUUCAGUCGCUAGCCUCGCUUUGCUAACACAGGCUAGCUAGAGGUAACGAGUCGGCCGCCCGCGGUAGUUCACCAGACGCCUGUGAACCAAGUGGAGGACUAUUUGGAGCCCAGCGAAACGGUUUAAAUUCUAGCGUUAGUGGACCGAAGCUAGCGCGUUAGCUGCCCAUGCAGGGAACCCGCACUGUCAACAGCAUGUGACGUUGGAUGAGCGGCUCUCUCCUCCGUCACAGCCGGUGUUAGUGGCCGCGGCGUUGAAAAGGCAUUUAUGUUGUGUACGACCCUUUUGUUUAUUCACAAGAUUUGUGGACAGAUCGACUUCAGAGUAAGUCAUGCCUGGGAAACUGAAGGCCAAAAUAGUGGCUGGUCGCCACUUGCCGGUGAUGGACCGAGCCAGUGACCUCACGGAUGCAUUUGUGGAGGUCAAGUUUGGAAACACGACUUUCAAAACAGACGUGUGUCACAAGUCCCUCAACCCACAAUGGAAUUCAGAAUGGUUCAAAUUUGAGGUGGAUGAUGAGGACUUGCAGGACGAGCCAUUGCAGGUCACAGUUUUGGACCAUGACACGUACAGCGCUAACGACGCCAUAGGGAAGGUUUAUAUUGACAUUGACCCGCUGCUGUGCAGUGAGGCGGCCUCUGUCAUCUCCGGCUGGUUUCCCAUCUAUGACACGAUCCAUGGGAUCCGAGGGGAGAUCAAUGUCCUUGUCAAAGUGGAGCUUUUCAACGAUUUGAACCGCUUCAGACAGUCGUCGUGCGGGGUCAAGUUCUUCUGCACCGCAUCCAUUCCACGGUGCUACAGAGCAGUAUUGGUGCACGGGUUUGUGGAGGAACUUGUUGUGAAUGAAGAUCCAGAGUACCAGUGGAUCGACCGCAUAAGAACUCCUCGGGCCUCCAAUGAGGCCCGGCAGAGGCUCAUCUCUCUUAUGUCAGGGGAGCUGCAGAGAAAAAUCGGGCUAAAGGUACUGGAGAUGGGUGGGAACGCAGUGGUGGGCUACUUGCAGUGUUUCGACCUGGAGGGAGAAUCGGGUCUGGUGGUCAGGGCCAUAGGCACGGCCUGCACGCUGGACAAACUCAGCUCUGGGAGUGCCCCCAACACCAACACACACAUGCACCCGAGCACAGCCCCUGCUUCCAAUGCCUGCAAUUCCCCUUCCAAGGAUGGAAAGGAGCCGGUUUUUGGUGAGGACAUGACCUCGACCUCCGGCCCGCCAACCCCUUUCAGAGCCCUUCCCACCACCUCCUCCUCUCUUCCCCCCUUCUCUCCCUCCAAGCCUUGCAGCCGCCAGUCCUCAUCAUCAGACACAGACCUCAGUUUGACGCCCAAGACGGUGGAGCCAGUGAGACGCAGGCUGGGGAUCUUCCUCUGCCCCAGUUCCCCCACCCUCUCCACAGACACACUGUCCCUUCUUGGUUCUGGCUUAGUGGGCUGUGGUAACACCUCUGAUCCCAGAGCCACCACCCUGCCCCCUCCCUCCACCGUCCACUCAGACAGUGUCUUGCUGAGAAAGAGCGUGUCCUUCACGGAGGACCUGCUGCUGGCAGCCUCCGGAAUGGGGAGUGGGGGCAGCGUCGGGAAGGAGGCGGGGCCUCUGAAGACCCUGCUCAGGCAGCAGACGCAGACGGCUCUCGAGCAGAGGGGAGCGACCUCCUCUGGGUUAUUGUUAAACGCCAGGGAGUUCCCCUUCUUCACCUUGACGUCUUUCCCACUUGGUUUUCUGGUUCAUGUCGGCGGGGUGGUCAGUGCUCGCUCGGUCAAACUAUUGGACCGUAUACACAACCCCGCCUUGGGUGGCACACGCUCAUACAAACUGCUAGACUGGAAUAGUGUCACUGCAGAUGAGCCAGAGACUCGCGAUGCCUGGUGGGAGGAGAUCCGCCAGGAGAUCAAAUCUCACGCCAAAGCUCUUGGUUGCCAUGCUGUUGUUGGGUACAGCGAGAGCACUAGCAUCUGUGAGGAGGUGUGUAUCCUGUCAGCAUCUGGCACAGCAGCCAUCCUCAACCCUCGGUACAUGCGUGAAGGCUGCCUAGACAUCGGAAUUACCGACCACAGGUUUGAGGAGCCGUCUCCCCCGAGCUGUGGCUUCUGCCACAUUCCGUAUGAUGAGCUCAACAUGCCCUUUCCUGCCCAGCUCACCUACUGUUACCUCUGCAGGCGACAAAAGGUUCCCGAUGUGCUCUUCACAACCAUCAACCUACCAGCAGAAGCGGCUGUUACGGGGAAGGGCUGCCUCAUCCAGGCCAGACUGUGCCGUCUAAAGAAGAAGGCUCAGGGAGAAGUGAACGCGACAGCCAUCUCCAACCUGCUGCCAUUCAUGGAGUACGAGCUGCACACUCAGCUGAUGAACAAGCUGAAGCUGCGGAGCAUGAACGCUUUGUUCGGGUUGCACAUACAGAUCAGCGUCGGAGAGAACAUGCUUCUGGGUCUGGCUUCUGCUACAGGCGUGUACCUGACAGCCCUGCCGCCACCGGGGGGCAUCCAGAUUGCAGGGAAGACUCCUGGUGACCUGAGCGCUGAGCACCACAUCCUCACCAUCCAGAAAAGGAUCAAUGACACCAUAGCCAAGAACAAAGAGCUGUAUGAAAUAAACCCACCGAAAUUAUUUGCGCUGGACCCUGAGGUAUUCUGCGGCAUAAACAUGGAGCUGACGGAGGAAGUGCUCGGUUCUCCGGUUCCCGACUCGAGGCAGCGAUCCAGACUUUUCCGCUCCCACUCGGAAAGCUCAGACGAAGUGUCAGAGUUGGACCUCUCGCACGGCAAGAAGGACGCCUUCGUCCUCGAGAUUGAUGACACUGAUGCUGUGGAGGACAUCCACUCCCUCCUCACUGAUGCCCCUACGCCCACAGGUUUCUACAGCUGCAACACCGAGAUCAUGCCUGGGAUUUACAACUGGACUUCAGGAGUUCAGAUGUUUACAUCUGUGAGGGUCUUUAGGUUGAGUAACGCCAAUCUUACUAACCAAGGCUUGAACAAGAUCUUCACUGACCUAUGUGAGAAUCUGCUGAAGAGUUUUUACUUCAAGUUACGCUCUAUGAUCCCCUGCUGUCUGUGUCAGCUCAACUUCACCGUAGCCGUGCCAGAGGAGGAACUCAUACAGGUCACGGUGACAGCCGUUGCCAUGACGUUUGACAAAGACCAGAAUCAGGAGAAGACUGCAGACAAGCCACCCGCCAAAGGAGGCAACGAGACUGAAGAGCAACUGCAGUUUCCCUUGGAGUUAUGUGCAGACCCAUCGUCCGCCAACUGUCAGCCAGCAUCCAAAGUCUCAGGUGUCCCAGAGUGUUCCAACUUCUCAUCCAGAGCUGCCUCCGUUGAUUACGGUUCCUUUGCAGACAGAUGCAGCACCUGGCUAGAGCUGCUUAGGCUGAAAGCUCACACCAUAAGACGUGGAUCAGUUAAGACAAGUAGGAGGACACGGUCUCUAGCACACUCUGUCUCCUCUUUGGAGCGCUCCAGUCCGCUGCCAGAGGGCCGCUCGCGCUCGCUGCGGUCCAACCGCUCGUUUGGGGGGAUUUCCGUCACCGUGGUGAAGAUGACGCCGCUCUCGUUCCUACCCGGGACACGCAUCAUUAAAUACCUCGGGAUCAUCAACAUGUUUUUCAUCAGAGAGACGACAUCUUUACGAGAGGAAGGGGGUGUCAGUGGCUUCCUCCAUACGUUCAUAGCAGAGGUGUUUUCGAUGGUUCGAGCCCAUGUAGCUGCCUUGGGGGGCAAUGCAGUGGUGUCUUAUAGUAUGAAAGAGUGUAUGUUAAUGGAAAAUCCAAACAAGAACCAGGCUCAGUGUCUCAUUAAUGUGAGCGGUGAUGCCGUCAUCUGUGUCAGGGAAACGGACCAGGAGCCCACUCCCUCAACAGCAAGUAUCGGACAGACCUGCACUAGUGCCACAGACGAGGCUACAUGACAGCGGACCACAGAGACUCACGUUGUCUGCAGGACACACAAUCUGAGCGAACGCGCUUUCUGAGUCUAGCCGUCCAAAAAUGAGUCAUUUAUGCCUGCCUUAAAUCUUUGUAACCACAGAUUUAGACCCAGGUAAUAAAGAACAAAUACUCAUACACUCAGAAACAUGCAGUCUGUAUUAAUAUGGUACUUGCAUGUUUCUUUUGAUUUUAAAGCACAUUUGUGCAGAAGAUACUGAUGUAGCUCCCUUGGGAAUUGGGUACUCUGGGUAUUUACAAACAGUAGCCAAAGGACCCCUGCAUUUCAAUUUUGUAUAUGUAUUUUGGACACUCAUCCAUAAUGGGGUCACCCAAAGCUACUGUAUAUUGGUCAUUCAUUUGUUUGUGGACAAAAGAGCGGCAGCUAUGACUUUUUUUUGCAUCUACAGCUCACAGGAGGAGUAAUUACAUGACCAAAGGGAUAUAGAAUGCCAACAGAUUGUUUUAAAGUGGGCACAUAAUGACGAUGGCGAGCAGGGUUAGGGUUCCUCAAAAUAGAAAAUCAAUUUGAAUUGAAACAACCCAGAGAACACUGAUACCAAUUCUUUAUAGUUAUAUCUAUUUCUUAAUUAGUGUCCUGUCGUCAUGUCUAAAUUUUAUUUCAUUUUGUUGAUGGAUAAUCAUCUUAAUUACUAUCAAAGUGUUGCUCACAGUCAGUAUCCUACAGGGAUCAAAUGUCAAAUAAUGAUCUCCGCUAUAUUAAUAAUAAUGAAAACAAAAAAUAGCAAGGGUUUCAUGCACAUGUAUGAUGAGAAUUUUCCUGAUUCUCCUUAUUCCAGUGAUUUAUUUUAUUCAAACCAUUAGAAUUUUAUAUUGCUUUGUUAUAAAAAUUGCUUAUAUUAUAUAAAGGAUUUAGAGGGCAAAGUUAUAGGUGUAGGGGGUCAUAUGUGGUCCUUUGGGGUCUAGCACCAGAAUGGGUUCAAUUAAACCUUCAGCAUUUUUGUUCUGCACCUUUUGUCAAGUUGUUACUGUUGAUUAAUGCUCUGUAUAACAGUCCUGCUACUAAUCUCUACAUCUUUGAUGUUAUUGUCCAAUGCUGGAAAAAAGAACAGCAUAAUGGUGUAAAAGUGCCAGCUGAAAAUAAACUGUGUAAAUGUUCUCUAAAGUCAGAUUUUAGUAUUUUUCUAGGACAAAAUGUAUGAAAACUAUAGCUCAUUUAAACUGUGUAAUGAAUUCCAGAUGAUGCGCUGUCAGAAAAAAAAGUGGUACUCUAAUCUGUUUGUCUGAUCAGCCGCGUUUCAUAUAUUGUCUAAAACUUGAAUGUACAUACAUAGAUGCUUUUUCUUUAUGACUAGCCGCAUGCAGACCCACUUUUUAUCUGUUCACCUGUUCAGUCAUGCACAAUAAACGCAGUCAAACCAAAA